GCGCUUCCUCGGAGCAGCAGGUCCCUGGAAGCAGCCAAACUGUCACCGACUGCUACUAGCACAUGCUCGCUCUCAGCUCAGCACUUUCUAUAGCAGCUGCCAAGAGAGGAGGAGGAGGAGGAAAAGUGAGGCUGGAAGAAACAGCCUGAAACACAGAUAGAGAACAGAAAGAGAGAGAGAGAGACUUGGACCAACCUGUGACUGCUUGCCUCUGCCUGGCUCACUGUGUGAGAGACUGGAGAGAGAUUACAAGUGAUGCCUCACAUGGUCCAGAGCAGCACGUAGCCAGGACUUUUCUCAGCUUUCUUUGUUCCACCCUUCUGUUUCCAUGAUGAGAAGAGAUCGCAUCUUAUUAGCUGCCACCCUCACAGCUAUCUUCUCUGCUGACCUCUACUUCAUCCUUUUGCCAAAGCUGCGGAGCAAGGGGCUAACAUCAGGACACUCCUGCUCAUGUGGCACCAGCAACCUCACCCUUCCCAGCCAGGGGGGUCUCGCCACACCGCAGCUCUCCAACUGGACUUCUGCAGCACUCCUGGAUGGUACGACAUUGGAACCUGCCUAUGGAGGCUCGAAGCUUGUGAGACUUUUUUCUCACCCUCUAUACAACAUCCAGACUCCGGUGCUGGGGCCAGAAGAGAGACUGCUGCAGGUGGAACAGCUGAUUGAUUACUAUAGGAGGAAGGUGUCACACUGGGAAAGACAUAUGAAACUCUACAGCGAGGCAGCGGCUCUGGCCAACAUCACUGUGACUAAGCAUGAGGUGACCUAUGACCCCGAUGCCAGCUGGCUGAAGUUCCACCUGGGAAUAAACCGCUAUGCUUUGUACUCCCGGGACGACCCUGCUAUCCUUCAACUCAUCAAGGACAUGCAGAGCAUGACAGUUGUCAGUUCAGAUUACACUCAAGAUGAGAAAGCCCUGAAAGGAGCAUGUGAUUGCACCCAAGUGGUGAAACCCAGCGGACAUCACCUGAAACUGGCUCUGAAAAUGCACAACUUCGCUAAAGCCAUGUUUAAACCAAUGAGGCAGCAGAGGGAUGAGGAGACUCCAGAAGACUUCUUCUAUUUUGUUGACCUCCAGAGACACAACGCAGAGAUUGCUGCUUUUCAUCUGGACAGGAUUCUAGACUUCCGGAGGGUCCCUCCAGUGGUUGGCAGGCUGGUGAACAUCACAAGAGAAGUCCUCCAAGUAACCCACAAUGAAGACCUGCGAGCUGUGUUUUUCACCUCUCCAGCAAACAACACAUGUUUCUUUGCCAAGUGCCUGUAUGUUUGCAAAACAGAAUAUGCAGUGUGCGGCAACCCCGACAUGCUGGAGGGCUCCAUGUCUGCCUACCUGCCAGGCCUCAGCAUUGCUCCCCGUAUCUCCAUCCCCAGCCCGUGGAUACGCUCCUACACCUUCACUGGACGGGAGGAGUGGGAAGUGAAUCCUUUCUACUGUGACACAAUAAAGCAGCAGUAUCCGUAUAACUCAGGAAACAGGCUCCUAAACAUCAUAGACAUGUCCAUCUUCGACUUUCUUAUAGGUAACAUGGACAGACACCACUAUGAGAUUUUUACCAAAUUUGGGGAUGAAGGCUUCCUCCUUCACUUGGACAACGCCAGAGGGUUUGGGAAGCACUCUAAAGAUGAGACGUCCAUCCUGGCUCCACUAUCUCAGUGCUGCAUGAUAAAGCGCUCCACACUGCUGAGGCUGCAGCUCCUGGCCCGACCAGAGUUCAAGCUCAGCGAUGUGAUGAGGGAGUCCCUGGAGGACGACUCUUUAAGGCCCGUCCUGAUGGAGCCCCAUCUGUUGGCACUGGACCGCAGGUUACACAAGGUCCUCCGAGUGGUCCAGCGAUGCGUCCGAAGGCUGGGCGAAGACGAAGUGAUCACUAAGGACUUUGUUAAAUCCACAGGGACACAGGAGCCUGCCACAGACGCGACAACGCGCAGGUAACAGAGGACGCGCUCGGCUUCUGGCUGCUUUUGUAUCACGGGAGACUCACAAAGAAGACUCUAUACGUUUUCAGGAAAAAGCCAAGAGUCUUUAGAGGGGCUUUUCAGACAAGGAGUGAAUCUCUGCAGAGUGACACCUUCACUUGUUUAAAUAAAGACCCUGCUUGAAAACAAAAUUAAGCUUUGCGAGUGGAAACUAACAGCAUCUGAUACAUAAAACCAUUGGUGUUAGUAUUCAUGAGACAGAGCUGCGAUGCACUGGAUUGGCUGUUUUUCACAAAAUUGUUGGUUUAUACUGUGGCUGUGCAAAGAGAGCUCUGUGUGUCCAUGACGUGUAAUUAGAAAAUAAAGUCUUUAUGUGAUGACUCUGUAAGUUUUGAGAAGUUAUCACCUUGGACUUUGUGUGUGCGCGUGCAGACGUAUGGUUGUGAGAAAAGUGCUACCUAUUAAACAGCCACUUAGUUUACUCCACCCUGUUUUCCAGACGUGUAAUCCUCCCUCUCAUCAGAGUGUUUAAACAGCUUCACGACGUCACUGUCAACUCCACCAGGCAAGGAUACAGAAACAACAAACCCAAAGCAAUUAGCAAAUAUGCAUUUCAUCGCACCGCCCUAAUAACUGUAACCCAAGCCGACUAUCUCCUGGUAAAGAUUUAUGAGUGGGUUUACGUCUGAACGUGUCAGCUUCUUUUUUUUUUCUGCUCCAACCAACCUGAUAAGUGCCGUGUUCCCCUGUGAUGUAGACUAAGAUGAAUGAGCACAAAUAUCUUUAAGAGACUUCAGAGCUGGUGAAUCUUGCCAAGUGGAGUCAGACUUGAACCUGACAAAGCAGACAGAGAGGCUGAUAAGGAUCCUUUACAUAAAACGGGCCCUCGAGCACCGGUAAAUCCCUUCAUACCAAAGCAUUUGUACAGUACUCCUUCCCUGGAACCUUUUAGCGGGUGUAAACACUUUGAAUGGCUGUCUAAAAUAAAGGAUUACCAAAGGAAAGCAAAGGAAGAUUUCCAAAUACCCAAUGAUAGCAAGUGUAGCGUAAUAAAUCCUUGUGUGUCACAAUGCCAAGAACAACAAUCUAAUUUUAAAUGUGGUUAUUUGAAAAUAUUUGCUAAAAACUGAGUUUUAAAAAGCUUCAGGAAAAACUGAGUGUAUUAUUAACUGGAGAAAGUUCUCAAAUGAGUAAUGAAGAAUUGUAACUGUUGUUUAAAUUGUUUAAUUUAGAACAGGGUUUGUUUAAUUGAGCAAAUUGAUGUUACUCAUUUGUCUGCACGUACAGCAUCUUAAUAACUCCCCCUAGGGUGCAAAUGUGAUAUUACAUCUUUUUGAACAUAUUGUAUAUGUUAAGGAACAUGGCCGGUAGGUGCUAUUAAACAUACUUUUUUUGUGUAUGUUUGCCUUUAGAACUAGAUGUUCUGAGGUGUUGAACUGUUGGUUGGGUAAAAUAUGAAAUAUGAAGAAUGUCGCCUGGACUAAACAGCUUAAUGAAGACAAUGAGUAGUAGUAGAUC
Archocentrus centrarchus (flier cichlid) is the source of this 3438-nucleotide messenger RNA. RefSeq names its product FAM20A golgi associated secretory pathway pseudokinase (gene fam20a). The record is from RefSeq and is a predicted model, not a curated record. Bases 329 to 1936 code for a protein of 535 amino acids. Gene Ontology annotation, cellular component: Golgi apparatus. Gene Ontology annotation, molecular function: protein serine/threonine kinase activator activity. NCBI's taxonomy places the organism in Eukaryota, Metazoa, Chordata, Actinopteri, Cichliformes, Cichlidae. The transcript has 11 exons. Gene Ontology annotation, biological process: enamel mineralization.